AUGGUGGAGAAACCAGUAAAGUUAUCCUCAAAAGACACUAAAGCUUUGGCAUCUAGAAACCUAAAAGUCUGUGGCAAAAAAGGAGCUUUUCCUUCUCGACUCUCUGAUAGUGAUCUUGCAAAGUACUUAUCUGAUGCUGAGGUUGGUGGUUAUCUAAAUACUACAAAAGAGUUCCUUCUGAAUAAGAUAGCAUGGGAAAUGAUGAACCCUGACUACCAAAAGAAGAAACCCACCACAGUGAAAAAGAAAGAUCCUGUUAAUAAGACUGCUCCUAGUAAGAAAACUUCCGCAACCAGAACCGAAAGCAACGCAGAAAGUGAAAAUAAAAAGAGACCGAGUGCAGAUAUCAAUUACGAUAUCUUGGAUGAACUAUUUAAUGAUGAGAACUCUCCAAAGAGGUCUAAGUUAGAGAAAACAGUCGUUGAAAGCAGUGAAGAAUGCCUUCUGAAACCUCAGGGUUCUGAAGAAGAAGAAGAAGCAGACUGUAACGAGGGUUACAAUAAUGAAGAUGCUUAUGAGGGAGUCGAAGAAUUCGAUGGCGAGGCGGAUCUUGAAUACGAAGAUCAUGAUGAAGGAGAUUAUAAUGAAGUUAUAGAUUGGUGA
Messenger RNA from Microthlaspi erraticum, 603 nucleotides. The record is from the annotation of a GenBank genome assembly. Lineage: Eukaryota; Viridiplantae; Streptophyta; Magnoliopsida; Brassicales; Brassicaceae.